Macadamia integrifolia is the source of this 1042-nucleotide messenger RNA. RefSeq lists its product as uncharacterized. The transcript has 4 exons. Lineage: Eukaryota; Viridiplantae; Streptophyta; Magnoliopsida; Proteales; Proteaceae. The record is from RefSeq and is a predicted model, not a curated record. The annotation marks the transcript as partial.
UCGGAAGAUGAUCGGAGGUCGAGAUCAAGAUCGAAGUCAGAAAAGUCAAAAUCAAAAUCGAAUUCGUCGUCCGUCUUGAGUUCGGAGGAUUUGAGUCCUCUGCGUCCUCCCAUUGCAGUGGAAGACGUUGGUUUCUCUUCCAUUCAGCUCAGGCCGAUCAAUGUCCCAUUUCGAAGGAAUUCAUCUUCAGUGACACCUGAAGAGCACCAGAAGAGUAAUGGGAUUUCAGCUAUUCCAAAUACCCAAUUUACAAAGAAAAUCUCCAACGAGAGCUUCAGAAGCACCUAUUCUGGAUUUUCAAGAAGAGUUCCAUCACCAGAAACCGUUACUUGUGAACCCAUUUCGUAUCAAAGGACUAAGAUGUUCGUAGAUACUGUAGAAGACACUAGUGAUUCUCCUCGUUCUGCAAUCUCUUCAAUCUGUAAAGAACCAGAAGGAAAAUUAUGUACAGUUCUAGACAAAGAGUUGGAUGAACAAGAAGAAGAAGAUGAGGUUAUGAGCUCUUAUGUUAUUGAGAUCAGUACUACUUCUGACAAGAUGGAAGAGACAAAUGGGAUUGUUGAUGAAGCCAUUGCAUGGGCUAGAGAGAAGUUUUUGGCACACAGCUUAGAGGAGUUGGAUGGUGAAGAUGAUCAGAGAAACAGAGACGACUAUGCAGAGAAGGAAGAAAGUCGAAUCAAAUUGGAUCAAAGAAUAAUGGAUCCAGCUGAACGAAUGCAAUUUCUUACAGCUUUUGAAGGACCUAAGAAAUGGACAGUGGGAGAGGGAAAACAACAAUCAAAAAAAGAUGUAAGGUUCCUUUGAUAAUUCUACAUGUGUGGGUUGGAUUUUUGAGAGUAGUAGUAUAUAUGAGUGUAUGUUUGGAUAUGGCGGGAAAAAGUGUGUUUUUGAAUUUUCAUAUGUAAAAUUAAUGGGUUUAAUUUUUUGUGUUGCUUCAGGGUUUUGUAUAUUUAUUGUUAUUCCAACAGAACAAGUGAAGUGACCUAUUUAUCCCUUCAGGGUCACUAUUUCAGUCCUCACAAAAAUAGAGAGAUGUUUUCAA